Molecule: messenger RNA, 558 nt
Organism: Carya illinoinensis
Lineage: Eukaryota; Viridiplantae; Streptophyta; Magnoliopsida; Fagales; Juglandaceae
Exons: 1
Coding region: 1-558 (185 amino acids)
Source: RefSeq, a predicted model, not a curated record
AUGGCAUCCUCUAUUAAAUUGUCUCAACAUGACUCUCUUGAGUUUGAGGAUACUACACUGUUUCCCAGUAUUGUAGGAGGUUUACAGUACUUGUCUCUUACAAGACUUGACAUAGCCUUUGCUGUCAAUAAGGCUUGUCAGUUUAUGCACUGUCCCAAAAUCCCUCAUUGGACUGUUGUAAAGAGAAUCCUUUGGUACCUUAAGGCCACUCUCAAUUAUGUCUUAUUUUUUAAGUCUCAAACUUGUGUUUCUCUUCAAGCAUACACGGAUGCAGAUUGGGCAGGGUGCACGGAUGAAGAUUGGGCAGGGUGCCCUAAUGACAAACGAUUCACAAGCGGCUUUGUUGUCUUUUUGGGCUCUUAUUUCAUUUCUUGGAGCUCCAAGAAACAAAUGACUGUAGCACGUUCAAGUACGGAGGUAGAAUACAAGGCACUUUCCUCUUCUGUAGCAAAGCUUAUCUGGUUACAAUCCAUGCUAAAGGAAUUGGGGAUAUCAUUGUCCACAACUUUGGCCUACACUUUGGUGCAACAACAUAGGAGUUACAUAUCUUACCGCUAA